CUCCGAUGAAUCCUUUAAUCUCCCAUAAAUCACUUGACGCGCGCGGAUUUUCCGUCCGGUUUAGACUGCUACCAACCGAUGAGAAGUGCCACAUUCAAUCUCUCUGGCGAUGUUGUAUCCCCGACGGCCGGAAGAUCGGCGGCCAAGGGUCAGGCGAGCAGAAGGGUUCGCCCUCCAUUUUCAUGCAGUGAUCUUUUGGCCGAUGAUCCUAUCUACCUAAACUCUUCCACUAUUUCAAUUCUGCCAAACCAAGCAGAAGUUUUCAUUCGGAAACCGAGGGGGGAGAGGUAUCUUGAGAGAAGUGGGUUGAAAAAAAAAAUUAUGAAAUUGCCAAAGUAUGUUGUUUUGAAGUCCAUGUAUAACAACAAGUACUUGCGCUACAGGGAUGAAGGAGGGGAGCAACAGGGCUUUUUGCAGUUCUCCGGAGAUGAUGCUGCAAGUCCUUACUCUAAAUUUGAGGUCAAGGUCUCGAGCAGCAGGAGUGGAUUGAUUCACCUCAAGUGCUGUGUCAAUAAGAAGUACUGGGUACGGAGUUCUCCCAGUCAGUGGUGGAUCCGUGGAGCAGCUGAUCGACCUGAAGAAGACCAAUCUAAAUGGUCAUGUACGCUGUUUAAGCCCGUGCCUAUUGAUGGCGACGUGAAAACAGUUCGGUUUCAGCACGUCCAGCUUAAUCACUAUGCUUGCUUGUUCAGGAGCGGGCCUCCAUUUGGUGACUGCUUGUACGCAGGAUGGGAAGCUGCCAACCACGACUUGUGUGAUGCUUGUGCAGUCAUCGAUUGGGAUUCUCUGUCCACUAGAAUUCAGAAACGAGUUUCCUCCAUGUCACAAAAUCGAACAACACUGCCGAAGUUCGUGGUGCUCAAAUCGAGUUAUAAUAGCAAGUACUUGCGUUACAGACAUGAAGGUGGCGAGCAGCAUGGGUUCCUCCAGUACUCUGAAGACAAGGCUACGAGUCAAUAUGCGAAAUUCGAGGUGAAGAUGGCCAAAUCCGGUGAUGGAUUAGUGCACCUGAAGUGCUGCUACAACAACAAAUACUUGGUUAGGUGGUCUCCUAAACACUGGUGGAUUCGUGGGGCAGCUGACCGGCCCGAGGAAGAUCGAUCCAAAUGGUCAUGCACGCUGUUCAACCCCGUCUAUGUGAAUGGUGAUCCUGCAACAGUUCGGUUUUUGCAUGUUCAGCUUGGACACUAUGCUUGUUUGUUUAGAAGCGGACCACCAUUCGGGGACUGCUUAUAUGCUGGCUGGGAGGAUCCUAAUCAGGAUUUGUGUGAUGUAUGUAUGAUCAUUGAUUGGGACUCGUUAGCCCAGUCAUACAAGGAUGAACAAUAUGAAGAUGGAGAUUUAACAGAUCAGUCUGUGGAGGAUGAGGAAGUGGAAGUGCCUCAGCCAAGUCGAGUAAAUGUAAGGCAGGGAGGAUCCAGUAAAGCCAGCCAUGGCAGUGGUGCUCCUUCGUUGAAAAAGUAUUUUAGGGAUGAAGGCGAAGAUGAAAAUGAUGGAGAUCAAUUUGCCAACGAGGGAACCAGUAGGACUCAGCCCAGCCGCAAGACCACUCAAAAGUUCAGAUCCGGUGAACAAGGAGGUGAAGUUAUUGGAGGUCAAGAGGAAGCUGAUAAGACUCGCCCCAGCCGAAUGAGCGGGCAACAGUCAAGACCUAGUAAUGUUACUCGUAGCAUCAAUGUCCCUGGAAAAGGGUAUAACCGGGAUCAAGAUGAUGAUGAUGGAGAAAGCUCCGAGGAUGAGGAAAUUAAGAAGACUCUGCCCAGUUGGAAAAAGAACCAAUUUGGUGGAGUUUGUCGUGGUAGUAAUAAUACUGGAAGACAGUAUGGGCGGGAGGACAAUGAAGAUGAUGGACCUUGGUACGACGAGAAAAUUGCUGGGACUCGGCCUAGUCAUAGGAACGACCAGCAGCCAAUAUAUGGUAAUCCUCUGGAUGAAAAGUAUGGCCGGGAUGAAGAUGAAGACAAGACUAUCCCGAAACCUACCCGACCGCCAAAAGGUCAGGCUACAUCCAGCAAGCAUGUUUUGUAUGAAGAUGAAGAAGACGAUGUUGGAUCAGCGGAUGGGGAAAGCACUAUGACUCACCGUCGUGGUGGAAACAUCCAGCAACCAAAGUAUGGCAACCCGAGGCGUGGCAGUAAUGCUCCAAAUAGUUAUGGUCCGGAUGCAGAUGAAUACUACAUUGGUGGUUAUCGGUCAGCAGAGGAAAGCACUAUGACACAGCCUCAAUGGGGAAAUAUCCAGCAACCAAAGUUUGGCAACGUGAGGCGUGAUAGUAAUGCUCCAAGUAAGUAUGGCCAGGAUGAAGAAGAAAACUACAAUGUCAGGUAUCAAUCAGCAGGGGAGAGAAGCACUACCAGUCGGCGCAUCCGGGGAACCACCCAACAGCCAGGGUUCAGUAACAAUAGGAGAUAUGGAAAUGAUGGAAUAAGUAACGAUCUCAGCAGCUUUUACAACAACUUAGCAGACCACAAGCGUGAAGUGCCAAAGGAGGAAAGUGACCAAGUGGAGUUCACAGUUGUGUCAUCUGCAAAUGAUUUCUGGGGAGCUAUCUUUGCCUCCACAGACAUACUCCCGAAAGCCCUCCCUGAUUUGUACACUGCGAUUACCGUAGUUAGUGGUGAUGGGUUCAGCGAAGGCUCUGUUCGUGAAAUCACUUUUGCUCGAGGCAAGCAGACUCCGUGGCAGAAGUCGGAGGAGCAGAUAGUUUAUGCAGAUCAUGAGAAGAAGACGGUGACAUGGUCGGUUAUACAAGGUGGAAUGCUGAAUUACUAUGACACUUUCAAGGUCACUGUGGCGGUUACUCCGAAGAAGCGUCCCAAACGCAGGGGAAGCACAGUGAACUGGAGCUACCAUGGUACAAAUCCAAGGGGUUUUGACAGGGAAGCCUUGAAAAGGUUUGUCAAGAUGAGCUUCGAUGAUUUAGAUGCUUAUCUCGAGAAGAUGCCAGACAUGGAGACCCGCUAGCUGUCGUGAUUGUCUGCUUAAUGUUGGCAACAAAAAAUUUACUAUACUGCACCUAGACAUGCACUGUGAUGGAAUGGGAUUAGAUGCUCAGUUGCGGAACCAGAAGCUCAAAACAGGUGUGCCGUUUUACAUAAUAUAAAUAUACGAAAAAAUAUAUUUAAAAAAUUACUAUUCAUGUAAUUUAUUUAUUAAUAUGAGUUAUUUUUUGUAUAAACAACCAUGAAGUAU
This is a messenger RNA of Linum tenue, 3192 nucleotides long. NCBI's taxonomy places the organism in Eukaryota, Viridiplantae, Streptophyta, Magnoliopsida, Malpighiales, Linaceae. The record is from the annotation of a GenBank genome assembly.